AAAAAAUAAAAAAAUAAAAAAAUGAGCCGCUCUUUCCUCCUCGUCCUCCUCCUCCUCUUUACGCCUGGUGCUUCCGUCCGACCUCUACCGGAACUAAUCCAACACGAAAUCAUUGGUUCGAACAACGGGUCGUCACCGAGAAGGGAUCUCGGCUACCUUACAUCCGAAACGGGCAACACGAUGGACGAUUGUUGGCUUUCGUCGGGAGAAAAUUGGCAAUCUCUCGAAAACCGGCAAAACUACGCCUUUUGUGCCCAAGGGUUUGGCAAAAACGCCCUCGGCGGUUUUGGUGGCAAGUAUUAUUGGGUGACCGACAAUAGCGACUCGGCCACGAACCCCAAGACUGGGACCCUCCGCCACGCUGUCAUCCAGCCGGACAAACUGUGGAUCUUGUUCGAACACGACAUGGAGAUCGUGCUCGAACAAGAGCUUAUGAUAAGCUCCUACACUACAAUCGACGCCAGGGACCGGAAGGUGAGUCUCACCGGAAACUCGGGUCUCACGGUGCAGUUUGCGAACAACGUAAUAAUUACGGGCCUCGAGAUUUAUAACAUGGCCUCGGCGGGUAAUGCGUUCGUGCGCGAUAGCCCGACCCACUCUGGGUAUAGGACUCAAUCAGAUGGCGACGGCAUUGGGCUUUUCACCGCGAAAAAUGUGUGGAUCGACCAUUGUGAAUUGUACCAUUGCACGGAUGGUUUGGUGGACGUGAUACAAGGCUCGACAAACGUCACCAUAUCCAAUAGCUUCUUCCACGACCACAAUGAGGCCAUUCUUCUCGGGGCACACGACAAUUACGCCGACGAUGUUAACAUGAAAAUCACCGUCGCGUACAAUUGGUUCGGGGAUAACAUCACACAACGUACACCGAGAAUCAGGUUCGGUUUCGCUCAUGUUCUAAACAAUUACUGGCCCUGUGGGUGGAAUAUGUACGCAGUUGGAGGCAGCGACGGGUCCACAAUCCUUGCCGAAGGCAACAUAUUCGUUGCUCCCGACAGUUCGUGGUUGAAGGAGGUGACCCAUAGGCAAGAUACAAGUCCAGUUAAUUUCAUAUCGAAACAUAACGAGUUUGACAAUUAUGCCUACUUUGUGGAAUCGGGAUCUCUUCCCGAGACCUAUCAACGAGCUUCGCUACUCAGCGCAACGAAUGCAGUCAACGUGCGAGCCGUCACAGCUCAAGCGGGCACGUUGUGGAGCAAUCACAAAGGCCACACAGAGGAGACUUGUGGCCAAUAUUAGGGCCUUCUUUUUUUGUUUGAUUUUCCACACCAAUUUAACCUACUUACGUAUUAAACUGUUUUAUUAAUUUUUAUGUAUAAUUUUCUUUACUAUACAACCUGGGCCAUUUGGUUGAUGAGAAAGCAAUCGCUAGCUGCUGCAGUGUUGAUGUCCAAUUAAAUGAAACGUUAUUAUUAAUACUAUAUACAUAUAUGUGAAUCUUUCAAG
Molecule: messenger RNA, 1443 nt
Organism: Striga asiatica
Lineage: Eukaryota; Viridiplantae; Streptophyta; Magnoliopsida; Lamiales; Orobanchaceae
Source: the annotation of a GenBank genome assembly